Molecule: messenger RNA, 1384 nt
Organism: Tetranychus urticae (two-spotted spider mite)
Lineage: Eukaryota; Metazoa; Arthropoda; Arachnida; Trombidiformes; Tetranychidae
Gene: wol
Product: Dolichyl-phosphate beta-glucosyltransferase wollknaeuel
Biological process (GO): protein N-linked glycosylation
Cellular component (GO): endoplasmic reticulum membrane
Source: RefSeq, a predicted model, not a curated record
UUGUAGGUGGCGCUGUCCAGCUCGACAGUUGAUAGAUUUAAUAAUUUUUGUUUUUAUUUACCACAUCAUUAAUUUAUUUGUAUCUUAUCUAAUAUUUCUCACUGAAACGUGUCCAAAGUAACCUCGGGACACGUUUCACGCGCUUCUAUUGUCUCUGGUCAUCUCAUCACCGAUUUCAUAUUCUUUACCAUGUUAAUAAUUGUUUGUUUCGUUAUUCUGUACAUUGCCUUGUUGGGUAUUUUUCUUACUAUUAAACUAAACUCAACGGGUAAACCAAAGAUAAUUGUCCAUGAAGAUGAAAGAUAUUACCUAGAUCCAGUCACAGAAGAACGUUUACCUUUUCCUCCGUUAAUGAGUGACAAGGAGAAGGAAAUACCAUCUAAAAGUGAAAAAUAUUUAUCUGUUAUUAUUCCAGCUUAUAACGAGGAGCUUCGGUUACCUUCUAUGUUGGAUGAGGCUCUCGAUUAUUUAGAGAGACGAUCAAAUGAAACAAUCAAUCAGUCAUCUAAAGUAGACUCUAAAGUGAAAGAUGUUGGCACAUCAGAUGUUACAUGGAGUUGUCCUAAAGGGGAAAAGUUCACAUACGAGAUUAUUAUUGUUGACGAUGGUUCUCGUGAUAAAACAACACAAAUUGCUCUCCAAUAUUCACGUAAAUAUGGGACAGAUAAAGUGAGAGUUCUGACAGCAACCAAAAAUCGAGGUAAAGGAGGAGCAGUUCGUUUAGGUGUCCUCUCUGCCCGAGGAAAAUUGAUAUUGUUUGCAGAUGCUGACGGCGCAACUAAAUUUGGUGAUAUUGAAAAAUUGGAAAAUUAUUUGUACCAAUCGACAGACAAUGAGGUCGACUUAAUCAAUUCCAUUGCAAUUGGAUCCAGAGCUCACCUAGAACGACAAGCUAUGGCCAGUAGAUCUAUUUUUAGAACUAUUUUGAUGCUUGGUUUCCAUUUUGUGGUUUGGUUUUUCACAGUACGUAGUGUUAAAGACACACAAUGUGGAUUCAAAAUGUUUGGUCGAAACAUUGCUCGUAUUCUUUUCAAUUACAUGCAUGUGGAAAAAUGGGCUUUCGAUGUUGAACUGCUUUACCUUGCUGAAAGGAUUAAUUGUAAUAUCGGUGAAACGGCAGUCAAUUGGACCGAAAUUGACGGAUCAAAGAUUGUACCAGUAUUCAGUUGGUUACAAAUGGGAAAAGAUGUACUGAGUAUUUGUAUGAUGUAUACCAUUGGAGCUUGGACAUUCCCCGUGAUCAAGGAUAAAGAUAUUAAAGAGAAAACGUUUUAGGUUAAAUAAUUUUUGUAUGACGAUGAAUUUUCCAAAACUGUUUUUAUCGAGAUGCGAAAAUGAUUAACGAUUUAAUAAAUACAUCUUGUUUAAUCUUUGUCUUUUAAAA